Messenger RNA from Protopolystoma xenopodis, 807 nucleotides. NCBI's taxonomy places the organism in Eukaryota, Metazoa, Platyhelminthes, Monogenea, Polystomatidea, Polystomatidae. The record is from the annotation of a GenBank genome assembly.
AUGAGGAAGACAUCAACUUUAGUCACCCCUUUUAGUCGGUACCAGACGCUUUCCCUCUUAACGGCGUCAGUCUGUUUGGGUCUUCUUGUCGUGUUCCAGGGCGGCACGGGUCUGCUGCACAACUACCAGACUCGCCUGCAGAAUGUGAUGGCCUCGAUGACUUGGCCCAACUCAUCCUUCCUCGAUGAGGCCUCGGAGCACGUCUGGCGUCCGGACGGCGUCGCGACCGGCUGGUCGAGUGGCCGGGACCAGCAGACCUCGAGGCCGCAAUCAGAGUCUGCGGCAGCGGAUGAUGAAGAAUCGAGGCGGUGCCGUCUGAGCUGCGGCGGACUGUCGCAGACGAGCAGUGGCGCCGGCUCCCUCAACCGGCUCGGCUGGCGGCCCAGCGGCCCGCAGUCUGCCGGCGUCUCUCGGUCCGGCUCUCGGGACCACGUACCCCACGGCUUUGGUACCCCCGCCGCCUCCUCCUCCCCGCUCGCCUACACCAGCCUCUCCGCCCUCUCCGGCCUCUCCGGCCUCUCCGGCUGGUCCGGCCUCGAGAUCGGCUGCGUAUCGGGCCGCAGCGACGUCCGGCCCAGCCUCAGCAUGGACGCACUGGCCAGCUCCAUGGUUACCGACGGGACUCGCUGCCAAGUCGGACGAAUGACCAGCAGCCUCGGGCUCCACUCCGCCCCCUUUAGACACGCCGGCUCAUCGCUCUCCGCCUCCUCGGCCUCCAGCUUCGCCUGGCCCGGCCAAGUCCUGAGCCCGAGUCCCGCUCCGGCUUCGCUGGCGGAUCCGACUCUGGCCAAGCGCGCUUCUGGCCGU